GGAAAAAAAUGUUAAAAAAGGUGAAACAAUUAUUAAACAAGGUGAUGGUGGUGAUAAUUUCUAUGUUAUUGAUAAUGGUAUUUAUGAAAUAUAUGUAUCAAAACAAGAAGAUUUUCGUGAUCCAAUUAGAGUUGGAGAAUAUAAUCAAACAGGUUCAUUUGGUGAACUUGCACUUAUGUAUAAUCAACCACGUUCAGCAACAAUAAUUUCAAGUACAGAUGGUAUUUUAUGGGUUAUGGGACGACAAACAUUUCGUAAACUUGUUUUAAAACAUGCAUUUCGUAAACGACAAAUGUAUGAAAAUUUCUUACGUGAAGUUGAUAUUUUACAAUCUUUAACUGAUUAUGAACGAUCAAAUGUUGCUGAUGCUUUGAUUCCAGUUGAAUAUGAUGAAAAAGAAAUAAUUAUUCGUCAAGGUGAUGAAGGUGAUCGUAUGUUUUUUAUUGAAGAUGGUGAAUGUGAUAUAGAAAUGAAUGGAAUAUUCCAUAAACGCUUGCAUAAAGGUCAUUAUUUUGGCGAAUUAGCACUUUUAAAUCAUGAACCUCGAUCAGCAACAGUUAUUGCAGCUAGUACAAAAGUUAAAUUAGCUUCAUUGGAAGUUGAAUCAUUUGAACGUUUAUUAGGACCAUGUAUGGAUUUGAUACAUCGUAAUACGUCCAAAUAUCUUAAAAAAUAA
Molecule: messenger RNA, 676 nt
Organism: Adineta steineri
Lineage: Eukaryota; Metazoa; Rotifera; Eurotatoria; Adinetida; Adinetidae
Source: the annotation of a GenBank genome assembly